Molecule: messenger RNA, 5394 nt
Organism: Trypanosoma grayi
Lineage: Eukaryota; Euglenozoa; Kinetoplastea; Trypanosomatida; Trypanosomatidae
Exons: 1
Coding region: 1-5394 (1797 amino acids)
Biological process (GO): protein phosphorylation; post-Golgi vesicle-mediated transport
Cellular component (GO): periciliary membrane compartment; cilium
Molecular function (GO): ATP binding; protein kinase activity; GTPase activator activity
Source: RefSeq, a predicted model, not a curated record
AUGGACUUCGACGACUCGUCUAGCUCCGAUGGCGAAGAGGUGGUGGCACGCUCGUACGCGUCGAUUGGUGGCGGAUACGGCUCAGUGCCGCUGCUCUCAAGAGAAAGAACGGAAGGAGCGGCAGAGGCGAGAGACGCGACACACGCUGUGGGAGCGGACUCGGAUGACGAGACUUAUGGUGCUGCUGUUGCUGAUGCCACUGGUACGGUAGUGGGUGGUUCACGUACUGUGCAGUCGCUCGUCUUUGAUAGCGAGGAUGUUGACAACAAUGACGAUAGGGCGGUUGAUGUGGUUGCAAAUCCCCAGCAAAGGGCGACACACACGCAAUGUGACGAGUGCCUGCAUCACCAUCUUGUUGCUGCGGCGGAGGACGUCGAGCGGCCGCCGCCACGUCGAGGGGAUGCUGCGCUGGCAAGCAGCGGACGCCUUGGUCAACAUGUAGUAGAUAGCGACGAUAGUGAGAAAAUCAAUGGGGCUGCUGUGGAGACGGAACGACAACUAUUUGAGAGUCGGGGCGAUGAAUGUGAUGAGGAUCCUGCGCAGACGACCAGGUACGGUGUAUCUGUUGAGAGGGCUGAGGAAUGGGAUAGUGUUGUUGGGGCAAUGCUGGUGGUUGACAAGACGCUGGUGAGCAGUUUUCAUUUGGGUUACAACCGAAGUUUUUCGCGCGAAGACGACGAAUUAGAGGAGUCGGACUAUGAAACUGAGGCGAUGGUAAAAGUACUUUCACCAUUCGGUGUGUUGCCGGUGAACGAAUCGCAAAGUGUGAGUGAGGUGACCGAGGAGGAAGAGAAGAAGCGCCUUGCGAUGUUUGACACAUUGCAACAUCUGGCGUCACACAUACGCGUGAUGCAGGAGUCUCUCAAAGAAAAGGGAAUGACGUCUGAAGGUCAACUGUACCAGCAGGAGCAAGAAUAUAAUUCGGCCGCUGAGAGAAGCAAUGACAGUGUUGGCAUGCUGGAGCUAGUGUGCCGUGGGUUUCAUUCAGUGCAUGUUGACUCCGCGUGCCGUUUGAUUGCUGUGGUUGACAACGACCCAUGUAGUGUGAGUCUGGCCGAUGUGAUUGCUUUUAGCAGUCACCCGUUCGCACAAGCGGAGCUCGUAGCACUGCUCAAAUCUGUUGUGAUGAAGGUGGGUGCUCUGCAUGACGCCGGCUUUGUUCAUGGCUGCCUGCAUAGCGGUAACAUACUCUGCGGUACUGAUAAUGGUCACGUCGUGUUGACAGGUCUCAGUAACGUCAUGUGCAACCUACUUCUGCCUGCGGAACCCUCAUUUAUUUCCCCACGACUCGCCGCAGCGAUGCGCCCGCUGGUGGAAGUCGUGUGGAGCCAUGCGGAGGAAGUAAGCGCUGAUGUCUUUCCAUGGGCGGCGGAUCCUGCAUUCCAUCGCGUUCUGCUGGAGUUGUAUGGUUGCACAGGAGAAUCGGAUUUGCGGCCACGGAUGCGUGAUGAUGUGUACGCAAUUGGUAUCCUGGCUUUGACAUGUCUUCUCGGAGUACCUCCUUUUCUUUCCGCCACACUAAAGGAGGUUGUGGAUGCACUUGCCCCGCAUCAGAACGACAGCAGCAUUGCUUCGUUGUUGGGAGCUGUGUUCAACAGCAGCUACGCCAUUCGACGGUUCAAGUGUGCCAACUAUAAGGAGGAGUUCAUUGAGACGGUGCGGGAUUUUGUGGAUGCGUGUCUGCGCGCUGGAUCAUGUGAAGCUGUCGUAUCGGCGGAGGUGGCUGGCGACUUGCUGCAGCACGCCUUCUUCGCGGGUCUCACCAAUGGUGUAGGGCUUAAUGGCAUCAGUAGAGCAGGAGCCGCCGCCACCGACGACGAGCAGAAUGAAGACGACGCAGAUGACGAAGGACAACUACACAGCUUGGUGCGAUUGAAUCGUUCUGUUCACUAUCUUGCGUACCCCAUCUUUGCGGUGGUGAACGCCGCGAUGCAGAAGUGUGGCACCAGCCCAUUGAUGCACCGGAUAUACCGCAACUCCAUCUACGCCGCCCGCUGGGAUAGCCUCCAGUGCGGUGCUGUGCCCACCACGAACAGCAACGAUGACGACAACCACCACUUUGAAGACGGUGUGAUUGGUGUUCAAUGGCCGUGUUUAGAGAGGCAGCUGCCACGUUGGGGGAGCAGCUUCUGCUGUCCGCAAGGCGAGGAAUCCUGGAGAGCUCCUUUGUACCGCGUAACUUUUGCCACAUUCCAGCCAUCUUUAGACAUUGACAGUAACAAUACGGCAGCGUUGGAGGCCGUCGCGGAAUCGAGAGGCAUGCAGGUUGACUACUCAACGCAUGCAUUGUCGUACAGCGGCAAGUCCAAUACACGACUGACGUUGCACGCCCAUGUGAUGCCCAAUGGGUAUAGAACAUUAGUCAACACUCUUAUUCUGCGUGACCUGCAGGAUUGUGUGGUGGAGGUCCUUGUGGGGUUUCGCUUUGUGAUUUUGUUUAACGUAAAGCGCUGCAAGGUGUUGCUUGGACCAUGCUACUGCUGUUACUGUGAGGAAGUAACUGACUGUAGCCCCAUUUGUGUUGCAAGUACACACCUUCUCAUUGAUAAUGUUUUUUCUGUGGACUUCCACCACGGUGGGUACACGGCACCGCGCUGCCAAUAUGGCCAGUCACGAUGGGGCAACGUUACAGUUGCACCGUACAGUGCUGUCUACCCUGGUAUGAGCGCUGACUUUGCAGCAUUCUCUAUACCACAGGAACACUCAGCUACCAUUGCGCGUAUGGUUGACGGCUCGGAUGGUUCAGUGGGGGUCAUGCGGACACUGAAGCUGUGUGGUACCCUCUCUGGUGGUUGCGACUACCCUUACUCCCACGCACUGGCGGCGUUUGGCAGCCGCUUUAUUCAUGAGAAUGACUGCAAAAGUGAUGUGUUCUUCUUUUUUUCGGAGCUGUCGGGGAAAAGCGUUCGCAUUGCGCAGAUUCACGGCGGGGCGGAGAGGGUGGAGGGUGGCUCCUAUGCAAAUGACUCCCUUUCUUACGGUGCCACUACCACUACAGAAGUGACACCUCAAACGGUGAUAUUGCCUCAAUUUGAGAGCGGUAGAAAUGUGUCACAUAUUGUAACUCAUACAGAAGGCGUCAGUGCGAGCUAUCCCAUUAUUUUUAUCAUGGAUGUUGUUGGUGAUUGCAUCAUUGAAGACUGUACAAACUGCACCAUUUUUGUGAUGGGAUCCACCGAGAGCGUUGUUGUGCGACGGUGCUCACAUAUGAGAUUAUUCUUUAUGGCAAGGGAAGGUGUCUUUGAGUCAUGUCAAAUGAUGGAGGCUUACCUGCUGGUGACGGAGAUACUGCUGCUAGAACGUUGUUACAACAUUGAGUUCUUUCCACUUUCGGUGGAGGCGCCGCGGGUGGAGGAAGUCCUCACUGCCAUUACGGAUCGCACCACGGACGAUGUACUGCGACGUGUCUUGGAGAAUGCACGAAUCGGAAAAGAUAUCCGUGUCUUGAAUGCGUUGCUACGCUACGAGAGUGACACCAACGCCAUUGAUGUGCAUAGGUGUGACUGUGUGAAUAUCAACGAUGACAGCACAACGAUGAUUCUGGUGGACUUUGUGCCCACUGACUCCCCGCUCUCAACAUUCUUCUACGAGGCGUACAUUGAAACACGCCGAGAGGAAGAUUGGUCAGUUGUGCCAUUUAUGCAGCAAGUGUGGGGUAGAGGAGAUGCGGACAACUCACUUCGCAGACUCCCUCUACCGCCUAUCCGACUGCAUGAUCUCGUUAAUGUACCUAUUCUUCGCCUCCCUGGCUCCCUUAAUCUGCGUGCUGCUGCUGAUGGUGGUACCUCGGAACUUGUCGAGGUGGUACUGGAGCGUAUCGCCAUGGGUGUUGUGCACCUAGCUGAGGCCGUGGCUACGUUACGCAUCAGCAAGUGCACCGGUCCACUUGACAUUGCUGUGUGUGCUGCGAAUCGUGUGAUAAUGGAGUCAUGUGAAAAUGUAAAUUUGCAGAUAGCUUGUGGCACUUUUACUGCAACGAAAUGCCGCAACUGUCAUGUCGCACUGCACGUGAACACACCGCCGCGCUAUGAGGCCUGUAGCGACAUGAAGUCUUCUACACUCAACAUCACAUCAGAAGGCUAUGAGGAAGCCUUGGAGCGAGCAGGUGUUCGGCUUGACGUAAACCUGUUCAACGAGCCACUGUUGUUGCUGUCACCACCGACACAGCAAGGCUUGACAGAAGAUUCACCUUGUGUUGGCGUGGUACCGGACGUUGAGAGUAUAGAUUCAAUUGAUAAAGCACUCUCAAUACUGCACACUCCCCUUAUAUUUGUGCCUCCGCUUUUUGGCACAUGCCUCGGCGUGAAGGAUGCACCCUUCCUCGGUCCCCUUGAGGACCGGGUCCACCAUGAAGAGGCUACACGAGUCCCAUUCGACACUAGCAUAUGGGAGGCUCUUUCGUUCCUGCUGCACCGGCAGGUGAGGGAUAGAACUGUGAGGGAAAUAGGACCUGGGUAUAUGAUGGAUGAGGAACAUCACCUCGUUCAUUCCUCUUCUUCGGACUCCGGCAUGGAGACACCAGAACGAGUGGCAGAGCGGCACGUCGACCCGUAUCUUGAGUGCAAUGGUGACGUGCCCAAGCGGUCUCUUGCUGCAGAGGAAUCGCUUCGCUUCUCCAUCCCUCCCUCCUGCUCCUCCUCGCAAGAAGCGGAAGAGGCAGUCCACUCAUCGCCGCCUUGCUCCAGUGGCGGUAGCAACAACAGCAGCAGCAGCAGCAGCAGCAGCAGGGAUAUUCGUAGUACUGGGUCUUGCGACGGCCCUGGCGGCGAUGCCAACGUUGAAGACACCGACGAUCCCGUGACGGUACGAGUGAGGAGACAGAGCGACGAGAGAACCACAAGCGUGGAACAGAGGUGCCCUACCGAGGCAAGGCGACUCAGCUGUGGAGUGUUCUCGCAGCCGGAGACGAUGUCAGUGGGGCAAUCGAGCGCCGGUGAGGAGAGGGCCAUGGACCUCGUCACAUACCGCUCCAUUCCCGGCGAGGAGUCCGCCCUUGACGAGCCGACGAGCGCAACGGAUCGUGCCGCGCUCGGUGUGCAGGAGGUGGACGAUGACACAGAGGGGCAAUCCCAGAAGACAUUUCCUAUUUCCCAUGUAAGCGAGACAUCUGCAGCGCGUGUAGACGAGGCAGCGCCAGCGAGUAACAAAGAAAACUCUGUUGCUUCUGCUGCAGUGAAAUCGCAGGAUCAACCGAGUGAUGCGGGGGUUCCCCUUGCGAACCUCAUCGUUGCCGUUCAUCCCGAGGAGGAAGAAGAGGUGCAGUCCGUCAUGCAUAUGCUGGACGCCAGGCGUGAGGCGCGGUUGUCUGCGCAGCGUGCAGGUGGUUGUUCCAUCGAAGACAUCAAGCGUCGCGUGGAGAACGCCGUCAGGCGAAUUCAAGGCCUCUCCAAGUGA